CGACUUGAUAUCUCCUUCGAGAGUCGUGUUCUGUUCCUCGUCUUUGCUCUCGAACUACCCUACAAACCUGUGACCUGAUCGUCUUUACAACGAUCACUGUAUCGGGCAUACCACGCUCACGUCUGUGACAUCAGUCUCCAAUCAACCGUUGCAAUGUCCCGCUUUGUACGACCGUCGAAAUACCGUCAUGUGUUCGGACAGCCCGGCAAGAAAGAGUACGGUAUCGACAACGUGAAGGUAUCUGGGAGCGCGUGGGACACCAACUUGAUAUCUGCCUCGGGGCAAUACAUCAGUGUGAACUGGAACUCGUCCGGCGGAGGCGCCUUUGCCAUCCUUCCUCUCCCUUCCCCAUUCACGCCGAUCCCCGGCUUUCCGGUCAAGCUUCCUGACAUCGUUCCGCUGGCGCGCAGUCACAGUGCGACCGUCCUAGACACGGACUGGUCGCCGCAUAACGACUCCAUCGUCGCGUCUGGAGGAGAGGACGGGAAAGUCUGCGUGUGGAAGGUCGAAUCGGGGACGUUCGAAGGCUGGGGUCAAGAAGGAUGGGUGCCGCAAGACUUCGAUCCGGUCGCUCGCAUUGAAGCAUCCCCGCGCAAGAUUGGCCAGGUUCUCUUCCACCCCACUGCAUCCCACGUGCUUGCGAGCGCGUCGGGUGAGCAUACGGUCAAGCUAUGGGACUUGGGUAACCCCGAAAGCCCGAAGAGCGUCCUCGGUGGUCAUAACGAUGCCAUCCAAUCCAUGACGUUCAACGCUGUCGGCACGUUGCUCGCCACCACUUGUCGCGAUCGCAAAAUCAGGCUCUUCGACCCUCGAGUCGGCGGAGAAGCAGUCAGGAUCGCUGAUGGUCACGGAGGGGUCAAAGGUGCUCGGGUGACAUGGCUGGGCGAUAACGACCGCAUUGCGACCACGGGUUUCAGCAAGAUGAGCGAUAGGCAGCUGUCACUGUGGGAGACUGGAGGGCUUGGUAACAUCAAGGCUAUUACCAUCGACCAGUCGGCCGGAGUUAUCAUGCCUUUCUGGAGCGAUAACGGGAUCAUAUUCCUAGCUGGCAAGGGUGACGGAAACAUACGAUACUACGAAUACGAGUCGGACUCGCUUCACGCGUUGGCUGAGCACAAGUCAUCCGAGCCCCAACGCGGCAUGUGCUUCUUACCCAGGCGCGCGCUCAACGUCCAGGAAUGCGAAAUAGCGCGUGCUUACAAAGUCGUCGGGUCGUACAUCGAGCCGAUCGCCUUCAUCGUCCCACGCAAGGCUGAUUCGUUCCAAUCGGACAUCUUCCCGCCAGCUCCUUCGAGCGAACCGUCUCUCACGGCGGGAGAAUUCUUCUCCGGGAAGACGCCCGCGCUGAAGCUGGUCAGCCUGGAUACUGGUGUCGUCUCGACCACCGCAUCGUCUGCGGGCUCCGUUCCCGCCCCAGCACCGACCAAGACCGCAUCUGCUCCCGAACCCGCUCCCGCGCCGGCGCCUCAGCCUCAGCCACCCGUCGCACGAAAGUCGGAACCGGAGGUUACUUUCAUCACGCCGUCCGCCCCUAGUCCCUCCACACCCGCGGUGGCAUCACCUAUGGCGCACAAAUCGGUGCCAGCCGAGUCGAGCGGAGGCGCGAGCACGGCAGAGAUCAAAGCGCUUAAAGAAGAGAAUGCGGCGCUUCACAGCGAACUGCGAGAAGCGAGGGAAAAGAUCCGCAACCUCGAACUUCAGGUCGAGGGCAUCCGAGCCAAUGCUCGGAAAGCCGCUGAAGCGCUUCUGCAAGGAUGAUGACGCUAGACCCCACCCGGGACGAUCGAUCACCCGAAAACGGCUCCUUGCGGUGUGGAUCAAAUAUUUGCGCCUGGUAUUGUUCGGGGAUAGAGCCGGGAUCUUCAUGAGCCUGUGGCAAAGUGGACGAUGAUAGCGCAGAAACGCCCUGUAUACUGGAUGUAGGAUGGAAUCGCGCAACCGAGAGAUGC
Messenger RNA from Punctularia strigosozonata HHB-11173 SS5, 1949 nucleotides. RefSeq names its product microtubule binding protein. Bases 154 to 1758 code for a protein of 534 amino acids. Lineage: Eukaryota; Fungi; Basidiomycota; Agaricomycetes; Corticiales; Punctulariaceae. Gene Ontology annotation, biological process: actin filament organization. The record is from RefSeq and is a predicted model, not a curated record. The transcript is spliced from 7 exons. Gene Ontology annotation, molecular function: actin filament binding.